Messenger RNA from Nelumbo nucifera (sacred lotus), 549 nucleotides. RefSeq lists its product as uncharacterized. Lineage: Eukaryota; Viridiplantae; Streptophyta; Magnoliopsida; Proteales; Nelumbonaceae. The record is from RefSeq and is a predicted model, not a curated record. Gene Ontology annotation, molecular function: RNA-DNA hybrid ribonuclease activity; nucleic acid binding.
AUGACUUCCAAAGUAGGAUUGCAAGAUUCUUCACCACAACAUCCAAACAUGAGUGAUAGGAAAUCUUCUUUUUGGAUAGCACCAGAAACAGGGAGGCUCAAGAUGAAUGUCGAUGAGAGUUUUUUGUGUCCUAGCAGUUCAGGUUUUGGUGCAGUUCUAAGGAAUGAUAUUGGUACAGUUAUAGCUGCAGUUUUUGGCAAAUCAAUAGCAUCGUCUCCCAUUCAAGCUGAAGCAAUGGCGAUCCUCAACAGUCUGGAGGUUUUGAGUAUGUACAAGGAGGAAGAUAUAGAAGUGGAAUCGGACUAUCAAAAUCUGGUGCAGGCUCUAAAGACGGGAAACUUAGACUUGGUCUCGAAUGCAAACUUUCUAUGCUUGGACAUUAAGUUACUGACUGAAGAUCUAGCAAUUUCUUUUAAUUAUAUAAAUAGAUCUUGUAAUGUUGCUGCUCACAUACUAGCCAAGAAAGGUUUAAAAGAGUCUAGGUUGUUUGUCCAAGAUCCACCUAGGUGGAUACAAGAUCUGGCCAACCAAUACUUAAUUAGACCUUAA